Molecule: messenger RNA, 734 nt
Organism: Drosophila sechellia
Lineage: Eukaryota; Metazoa; Arthropoda; Insecta; Diptera; Drosophilidae
Exons: 3
Coding region: 76-714 (212 amino acids)
Source: RefSeq, a predicted model, not a curated record
GGCUAGUUAAAAGCUUUCAUAGGCAAUACCCCAAAUAACAUAUAUUUGACUAUCAUUAAAAACAAUUGCCCGAAAAUGUCUUCUAAUGAAAAUUGCCAAGGAAGUCGCCGCAUUUCUGAAAAUCGCCAUUGGAACAACAAAUGGCGCAGUUGUAAGGCCAUUCCCAGAUUGAAGAGCUUCUUCUACUUCUUCGAUUUGGAAAAAGGAUGCAGGAUAAUAGCGGGUUUUGAGGCUUUGGUGAGCGUGAUACAGAUAUGCAGUAUAUAUCGUGUAUCCAAUCAAUCAGUGCCAAGUUAUAUGUUACCUGAUCCCUUUUGGAUCACAAAAAUCGACAGGGAAGGAAUAAUCAAAAGAAGGUUGCUAUAUCAUACAAGUCAUCGCUUUUGCAUGGGACUCGGAUUGGUUACUGUUCUCAAUUCGCUGCUGUUGCUAAUUGGAAGCAAAUGGGGCCACCAGGCUUGCCUCUUUCUUUGGAUUUAUAUAACGGUAUUCACUACUCUCAUAUCGAAUAUAAAUAAUACCUUAAGGAACUCAAAUUUUGCACAAAAUUUUUUAAUAGUUCCGUCUUUGACUCUGGAGGGCUAUUUCACAUUAGUAGUUGCAUCAUUAAUUUGUAAAUUCAACGAGAAGCGAGAUGAGAGUAACUCAUACACCGAAAUGCACUCCUCAGACGGCAAAGAGCUCAGUUCUAUGGAGAAUACCGAACAGAUAUAAGCGGUUUUUUGUGAAAUUUA